ACCUACCACGAGAAAAUUGAUUUAAUUGAACAAUUGAGCUUAAAUAGGUACGUCGCUGGUUCGUAUAUUUAGAUAAUGAUUUAUAAAGUAACCAGUUAUACGGAAAAUCGUCAAACUGUCGUGUCGAAUAAUAAAUAAAACAUAAAUACAGCGAUGGCUUACAAAUCGGAGAGCCUCGUGGAAUACGUACUGAUACACUACAGAUGGGUGUUUGUGUGUUUGUUUUUACUACCGGCGUCGUUUUUCUUCGAUAUAUGGAUGUACGUCAGGAAUUGGCUGGUGUUCAAAUUUAGCAGUGCCCCAAAGAAACACGGCAGCAAAGUGUUGUUUGUGCAAAGACAGAUACAGGAGUGGAACAAAGAUGGUCAAAAAAAGCAAAUUUGCACUGCUCGACCAGGCUGGCAAACCAUCAGUUUUCGAAGACCAAUUUAUAAAAACAAUAUGUACAAAGUCGAAGUAAAUCUGGUCGACAUUUUGGAGGUGAACGCUAAAAAGAAGCUCGUCAAGGCGGAACCUCUGGUAACUAUGGGACAACUCACAGCAACUCUUAACCCCUUAGGCUGGACGAUUCCAGUACUGCCCGAAAUGGACGAUCUUACAUUAGGAGGACUGAUCAUGGGAACAGGAAUCGAAUCCUCCUCCCACAUAUACGGUCUAUUCCAACACAUCUGCUUAUCCUACGAACUGGUUCUGUGUGAUGGAAGCGUUGUUAGGUGCUCUCCGGAAGACAAUCCCGAUCUGUUUUACUCGGUUCCUUGGUCUUACGGGACGUUAGGAAUACUGACAGCUGUGGAGAUUAAGAUGAUUCCAGCUAGGAAAUAUGUCAAGUUAAAGUAUGAGGCAGUGAAAGGUUUAGGUAACAUCGCCAAGAGAUUCGAGGAGGUUAGUAAGGACACCAGGAAUGAAUUUGUGGAAGGCAUAGCGUUCAAUGAAGAUGAAGCUGUGAUUAUGACAGGGGUACAGACGGACCAACGUGAAGAAGAUAAGAUCAACUCUAUAGGUCGCUGGUACAAGCCCUGGUUCUUCCGGCACGUUGAGAGUUUUUUAAAGGGCAACAAAAAUACUACAGAAUACAUACCUUUAAGGGACUACUACCACCGUCACACCAGAUCAAUAUUUUGGGAGAUUCAGGAUAUUAUACCUUUCGGGAACAACAUUUUGUUCAGGAUAUUCCUGGGGUGGCUGGUUCCGCCUAAAGUGUCACUCUUAAAGCUCACCCAGAAUGAGGCAAUAAAGAAACUGUACGAAAACAAUCACGUCAUUCAGGACAUGUUGGUCCCCAUAGAAACACUUGCAGACAGUGUGAAAUUAUUCAGAGAGAAUUUCAAUGUCUUUCCUUUAUGGCUUUGUCCUUUCGUCCUUCCUGCGAACGCUGGUAUGGUACAUCCGAAAGGGAACGGCGAAAAGCUGUACCUAGACAUCGGCAUGUACGGAGUACCGAAAGUCAACAAUUUCCAUCCCGAGAGGAGUACCAGGAAAGUGGAGAAAUACGUCGCUGAUGUCAACGGGUUUCAAAUGCUCUACGCUGAUACGUACAUGACAAGAGAGGAAUUUAGAAGAAUGUUCGACCAUUCCCUGUAUGACAAGCUGAGGAACGAGAUGAAAUGUGUUAAAGCGUUUCCUGAAGUUUACGAUAAAGUAUCAAGACAAGCGAGGUGUUGAAAACAAAUUGUAUGCCCUUAGAACAAUGUUUACGCAUUUGUGUCGAAUCAUAUCUACAAACUUUUCGUUACAUGUUUUCAAAUGAAUUUGUACUGGAAGUAAUGUAUUUUCAAAUACGUGUUUUAUUUAAUAAAAUGAGUUGCACAUAAUCCAUUAAAAUAAUAUUUAAAUGCAAUUAACAAAUCAUUUUU
Messenger RNA from Anoplophora glabripennis (Asian longhorned beetle), 1853 nucleotides. Its product is annotated as delta(24)-sterol reductase. Gene Ontology annotation, molecular function: FAD binding; Delta24(24-1) sterol reductase activity. Gene Ontology annotation, biological process: steroid metabolic process. Lineage: Eukaryota; Metazoa; Arthropoda; Insecta; Coleoptera; Cerambycidae. Bases 154 to 1662 code for a protein of 502 amino acids. The transcript has 6 exons. Gene Ontology annotation, cellular component: membrane; cytoplasm. The record is from RefSeq and is a predicted model, not a curated record.